Molecule: messenger RNA, 987 nt
Organism: Penicillium canescens
Lineage: Eukaryota; Fungi; Ascomycota; Eurotiomycetes; Eurotiales; Aspergillaceae
Product: D-mandelate dehydrogenase-like dehydrogenase
Exons: 6
Coding region: 1-987 (328 amino acids)
Cellular component (GO): cytosol
Molecular function (GO): NAD binding; hydroxypyruvate reductase [NAD(P)H] activity; glyoxylate reductase (NADPH) activity
Source: RefSeq, a predicted model, not a curated record
AUGUCGCAAUCAGCCCUCCUCAUCGGAGAAAUAUCACAUGCGCGCAAGGAAUGGGAGAGUCUCUCCUCGAAGUUGACAUUGAAGGAAUUCCCCAGCGGAACACGGGAGCGGUUCAUCGAGAACUGUAAGGCGGGCCACUAUGAUGAUGUAGUAGCUCUCUACCGGUCUAAUACUUCCACGAAGUACACCGGUCCCUUCAAUGCAGAGAUGGUCGCCGUCCUGCCCAAGUCGCUGAAGUAUAUUUGCCACAAUGGUGCCGGAUACGAUAACAUCGACGUCGCUGCUUGCUCAGAGAGAAACAUUGCCGUGUCUAGCACACCUGUCGCGGUCAAUGAUGCGACUGCCGAUGUAGGCAUCUUCUUGAUGAUUGGUGCGCUGCGCCAGGCUCAUGUGCCUAUUAUGGCUCUUAGGGAAGGGGGAAAGGAAGAGCGUGCCACGCUCGGCCAUGAUCCUAAGGGCAAGGUCCUUGGUAUUCUGGGUAUGGGAGGUAUCGGCCGGGAAAUGGCCAUCCGCGCCAAAGCUUUCGGCAUGACGAUCCAAUACCACAACCGCUCCCGGCUACCAGCGGAACUGGAAGGCGGCGCAACUUACGUUUCCUUCGAUGAGUUGCUUGCCAAUGCAGACGUGCUCAGUUUGAACCUCGCGUUGAAUGCUUCAACACGCCAUAUCAUCGGUGCCACUGAGUUCGGCAAGAUGAAGGAUGGUGUUGUGAUUGUCAACACGGCGCGUGGAGCGCUGAUUGAUGAGAAGGCGCUUGUUGCGGCGCUUGAGUCUGGCAAGGUGCGCUCUGCUGGUCUGGAUGUGUAUGAAUGCGAGCCUGAGAUUGAACCUGGUCUUGUGAGCAACCCUCGUGUUAUGCUGUUGCCUCAUAUCGGUACCAUGACCUAUGAGACUCAGAAGGAGAUGGAGAUUUUGGUGUUGGAUAACUUGCGGUCGGCGGUUGAGAAGGGGGAGUUGAUUACACAGGUGCCUGAGCAGAAGAAAUAG